AUGGUCCAUCUUGCUUCUACCCUCGUCGCUGGCCUAGCUGGUCUGGCCAGCGUGGCCUCCGCGCAUCCAGGCCACGACGUCAAGGCCGAGGCCGCUGAGCGCGCUGCCUACCUCAAGCAUGCGCCGAAGCACGCGCGCAGUCUGAACCAGUGCGCCGACAAGCUGCGUGCUCGCGGCCAGGAGAGACAGAACGUCGCGCGUCGCGCCCAGAUGGUCGACAACCUGCGCCGCAGCAAGGGCCUGCAGACUCAUGUGACGGGCGAGUUGAUCCGCACCAACAUCGUCGAGGACCAGGAGGGCGUGCCGCUCUACCUCGACAUCCAGAUGAUCGACACUAACACCUGCGACCCCGUCUCGGACGUCUACCUGGACCUCUGGCACUGCAACGCUACCGGCGUCUACUCCGGCGUCGUCGCCAACGGCAACGGUAACGCCAACGACGAGACAAACCUCGACGCCACCUUCCUGCGCGGCCUGCAAAAGACCGACGCCGACGGCAUCGUGCAGUUCCAGUCCAUCUUCCCGGGUCACUACACCAGCCGCGCCACUCAUAUCCACGUGCUGGCCCACGCCCUCAACGAGACCACCGUCAACAAGAACAACAACACCAUCUCGGGCCUGUACACUGCGCACUCCGCGCACGUCGGCCAGCUCUUCUUCGACCAAGACCUCAUCUCAGCCGUCGAGGAGACCUCCCCCUACUCGACGAACACGCAGGAGCUGACCACGAACGCCGACGAUGGUAUCCUCUCCCAGGAGGCGGAGGAGAUCGACCCCUUCGUCGAGUAUGUGUUCCUGGGCGAUAGCGUGUCGGACGGUAUCUUUGCGUGGAUCUCGAUGGGCAUGGAUGCCACUCAGGAUAGUGAGGUUACCCCCGCGGCGUACUAUACCGAGAAUGGCGGUGUUGAGAAUGAGAACUCCGGCGGUAUGGGUGGUGGUGGCUCUGGUGGCCCUGGUGGCUCUGGUAGUGGACCGAUGCCGAGUGGAUCCGGCGGGUUCCCUGCUCCUAGUGGAUUCUGA
Molecule: messenger RNA, 1020 nt
Organism: Aspergillus terreus NIH2624
Lineage: Eukaryota; Fungi; Ascomycota; Eurotiomycetes; Eurotiales; Aspergillaceae
Product: intradiol ring-cleavage dioxygenase
Exons: 4
Coding region: 1-1020 (339 amino acids)
Molecular function (GO): oxidoreductase activity, acting on single donors with incorporation of molecular oxygen, incorporation of two atoms of oxygen; ferric iron binding
Source: RefSeq, a predicted model, not a curated record